AUGGGAUUUUGGUUCUUUGGCGCCAACAAGAAGAAUCGCAAGCGCACGAAUACGGAAACAGAACACACAACUUCUUUGCUCGAGAAGUCGGACCCGGCGCCGAUGGCUCGCAACGAUGGCCCCACUCCUCAGCAAGGCAAUCCCAGGAUUGCCAGACAGGAGCCUGCGCAGGGUCGAGACGCUGGAGCACGAAAACUCUCAAAGCCACGUCCACCCCAACAUUCAUAUGCAUCGCCAGUAGCCGGGUCCCCUCAUGCACGAGCUACGCCUAUACCCCGCCGCAACUCUUACACUACCCAGAACAUGUCACAAAGUAGCAUUGGACCGGAGAAUUUCAGCGCGGCUUCUCAAUUGCCAACCCUCCACGCCACUCGCCCAAACUACGACCCCACGAUGCCUCGAAAGAAGUCGAGCAAGAGAAAAGCUGACGAUCAUGCCCGGGAGAAAGAGUUGAGAGCCAUGAGCGCACCUAUUCCUAUACCGAAGCCUAAGAGGCCUGCGACGUAUUCUGGGUCUGGGCCUUUGCAGCGCGAGACGCGACAUGUGCCUGGCGAUCUUAGGAGGCCUUCAUCGCAAGUGUCGCUACCUAUACCCGAAAACAUCAGCGAAACCGACGAGUCUCUGUACCAGAACAGUUUCAAGAUUGGCGUUCUCGCAGCGCUUAGUCCUAGGCCCACAAUCAGGUAUAACGGAAGAAGUCGAAGUAGCCUCGGCAAACAGCCGUCACGGAUGGACCCAGUGCAGCAAUCCAUCGAGGAGGAAUAUGUCAGCCCAUCGAAGAAGCGCAUAGAUGACUUGGCGGACGGUCUGGAUUCUGCAGGCCUGCGUGAGCUGAUGGAACGCGACCGGAAGCGCCGCGAGAAAAAGAGGGACAGUGAGAAGCUCAAGUUACAGCGCAAGCUCCAGCGCCGUGCCGAAAAGCAGCGCGAAGAAGACACGAGAAGAGCACGAACGGAAGAAUUUGCGCGAACAUCUCAAGCGGAACUUCACCCACACCACCCAGCCGCCGCAGACGUACCGCCUAGGGCACCGGAGGCAUCUGCCCAGCCGGUCGACCCGUUCUCCGAUCCAGCACCGACAAAACCAGUCACGAGUCAUGAGAUUCGCAAUCCAUUUGACGAUGAGGGAGACCUGGACGUCACGCAGGAGUCUUUUGACCAAAAGGACGAGGCUGAACCUCAUAUCUCUGUGAAGUCCCCAGGCCGCAAACCCGCAGAGGUACAUCAUUUGGAAGAGCCCAAGGCAUCUCAAGCGGCAAUCUCUCCACCUAGUUCACCUCUGCGCGCACCGUUAGACGAGCGCAAUUCAUCUCAAGCCUCGUUCAAAAAGGAAAACAUCUCACCUGAAGCUGCCGCCGGCCUCGAACGUGACCGCAAGGCACCAGACCAGAACGGACAGCAAGCAAGUUCUUGGACUAGUUUCUUCAAACGUGGUAGCCGCCGCAAAGGAUCUGCUCCUGACCGCAGCCGGGGCACACCAUCGGAGUUCUCAAACACCAGUCGAGAAUCUUUCGCUCGCAAACCACCACCGCAACUGAUGCUUUCGCAGAGAACUUUUGUACGCUCUGGCUCGGCUACUCCACAGCGAACGAUGUCAAAAUUCAAGGAAGAUCUACCGGAGUAUCCCACACCACCGGACUCGAGAUUACAGUCCCCUGAAAUAACAAGUGGUCAGCCUGUAAACAUCACGUCACCUACGGCAAGACAUCUUGUUCGCUCACAAUCGGGAACGCUGGACGAAACCAACUCCAGUGCCCCCACUCUAGAACGAGGCCGGCCAGAUAGUCGAGUGCAGUCUUUGAUGUCGGGAGAUAGUGAAUUCGCUGGUCAUGCCCUUAGCCAGUCCCUUGCGUCGGUGGACUCGGAGGGCUCGUGGCUUUCGGGGAAACCGGUUAAACGACUUUCUGGUCCUAUGAGUCCUAUGCAUCUGGAGUUAAACCAGAAGCCAGAUGAGAUGGAGGAGGCACUUGCUUCAGACGACUACCUUAGCCGCCUUUCACCAGAGCCGGACGAGAGGCGUCGGUCUACUAUUUCAGCACGACGAGCAAGCAGUACCGUUUUAGAGACUCAGAAAGAAGAAUCCGUGGCCCAACCAGUUCCAGCGAUGUCACGCACCUUGAAUCAAGGAGAGACAUGGCACGGAAGUGUGGGCCGCCAGCCCACCGUCAUUAAGCCUGCGACCCGCGCAAAGUCUCGAGAGGGUUUACUGAAGGAUUUCCAAUCAGCCGAUGCCGGCGCUAUGAGCGAAGAUGAAGACAAUGAGUCGCCAAAAAGCGAAGAAGAAAUGACCAUCAUGCGUGCUCGCAGUGUCGACUAUGGCAAAGGUCAUGCCCGGAAGAUCAGUGCCGGAAGUGCCAAGGUACUCGAUAUCAGAAGAGCGUCCGUGCACUCGGUGAAUUCGCAACGCGCGAAUGCCAUUGCAGCGCAGGAGACGAUUCCUCAGAAAUGA
This is a messenger RNA of Cyphellophora europaea CBS 101466, 2448 nucleotides long. RefSeq lists its product as uncharacterized. The transcript has a single exon. The coding region runs from base 1 to 2448 and encodes 815 amino acids. The record is from RefSeq and is a predicted model, not a curated record. Lineage: Eukaryota; Fungi; Ascomycota; Eurotiomycetes; Chaetothyriales; Cyphellophoraceae.